Messenger RNA from Purpureocillium takamizusanense, 306 nucleotides. RefSeq lists its product as uncharacterized. NCBI's taxonomy places the organism in Eukaryota, Fungi, Ascomycota, Sordariomycetes, Hypocreales, Ophiocordycipitaceae. Bases 1 to 306 code for a protein of 101 amino acids. The transcript is spliced from 2 exons. The record is from RefSeq and is a predicted model, not a curated record.
AUGCAGUACAUCACCGCCAUCCUUGCCCUCGCCGCCACUGCCUUCGCCCUCCCCGGCGGCCACGGCGGCCACGGCGGCCACGGCGGCGAGAACCAAGUCGGCAACGUCUGCGCCUCCAAGCAGACCGUUGUCUGCUCCGGCCAGGGCAAUGGCGGCCUCAUUACCCUCGGCAACGUUCUGCCCGGCGCCCUCGGCGAGAACUGCGCCGCUGGCGACGUCUACUGCUGCUCGCACGACGGGGUCCAGCAGUCCGGCCUGGUCAACCUGGAUGUCAACGCCCAGUGCUCGCUCAACCGCGUUCUCUAA